This is a messenger RNA of Hippopotamus amphibius kiboko, 4067 nucleotides long. It is a transcript of the gene PAXIP1, whose product is annotated as PAX interacting protein 1. The transcript is spliced from 20 exons. Gene Ontology annotation, biological process: positive regulation of transcription initiation by RNA polymerase II. Lineage: Eukaryota; Metazoa; Chordata; Mammalia; Artiodactyla; Hippopotamidae. Gene Ontology annotation, cellular component: nucleus. The record is from RefSeq and is a predicted model, not a curated record. Bases 123 to 3146 code for a protein of 1007 amino acids.
AGGGCGGGGGAGCGAGCCCGACGCGCCGGGACCGGGCCGGGGCCGCGCCGUGCGGGAGCGGGCCCCGCGGGCCGGGCCGGGCGGGGCGCGAGCCGCCGCGGAGCCUGCGGAGCGCCGCGACCAUGUCGGAGCAGGCGCCCGAAGUUCCCGAGGAGAUGUUCAAGGAGGUCAAGUACUACGCGGUGGGCGACAUCGACCCUCAGGUUAUUCAGCUUCUGAAAGCUGGGAAAGCUAAGGAAGUGUCGUACAACGCGCUUGCCUCGCACAUCAUUUCAGAAGACGGGGACAAUCCGGAGGUGGGAGAAGCUCGGGAAGUCUUCGAUCUGCCUGUCGUCAAGCCUUCUUGGGUGAUUCUGUCCGUUCAGUGUGGAGCUCUUCUGCCAGUAAAUGGUUUUUCUCCAGAGUCGUGUCAGAUUUUCUUUGGAAUCACCGCCUGCCUCUCUCAGGUGUCACCUGAGGACAGACGCGCCCUGUGGGCUCUGCUUACCUUCCAUGGGGGGGGCUGCCAGCUGAACCUCAACAAGAAGUGCACGCACCUGGUUGUUCCAGAGCCGAAGGGGGAGAAAUACGAGUGUGCUUUAAAGAGAGCAAGCAUUAAAAUUGUGACCCCCGACUGGGUCCUGGAUUGCGUAUCUGAGAAGACCAGAAGAGACGAAGCCCUUUACCAUCCCCGUCUCAUCGUCUAUGAGGAGGAAGAGGAGGAGGAGGAGGAGGAGGAAAAUGAGGAACAAGACUCGCCAAACGCGGGCAGCACAGAUGAGAAGUCGAGCCCCGCCAGCUCUCAGGAUGGCUCUCCUUCGGGUGACCAGCAGUUUUCACCCAAAUCGAACACUGAAAAAUCGAAAGGGGAGUUGAUGUUUGACGAUUCUUCAGAUUCAUCACCUGAGAAACAAGAGAGGAAUUUAAACUGGACGCCCGCGGAGGUCCCUCAGUUAGCGACAGCCAAGCGCAGGCUGCCUCCCGGCCAGGAGCCUGGGCUGAUUAACCUGUGCGCCAACGUGCCGCCCGUCCCAGGGGGCGUCCUGCCCCCCGAGGUCCGCGGCAAUCUAAUGGCUUCGGGACAGAACCUCCAGAGUUCCGAAAGGUCAGAGAUGAUAGCCGCGUGGAGUCCAGCUGUGCGGACGUUGCGAAAUAUCACAAACAAUGCUGACAUUCAGCAGAUCAGCCGCCCGUCCAACGUAGCGCACAUCUUACAGUCCCUUUCAGCACCGACCAAGAGUCUAGACCAGCAGGUGAACCACGGUCAGCAGGGCCACGCGAACGCAGUGCUGCUUGGCCAGGUGAAGGUGGCCCCGGAGCCCCAUCUGCCGCAGCCGCCGCCGCCCCCGCCACACCCCGUCCUGCACCUGCCACCCCAGCAGAUCCUGCAGCUGCAGCAGCAGCACCUCGCCCAGCAGCCUUACCCUGCGCCACAGACCCACCCGUUCCAGCAGCCGCCGCCGCCGCACGCCCACCUGCACCCGUUCCCCCAGCAGCCGCUGCCCCGCCCCCAGCACCAGCUGCAGCCCCUCCCGCAGCCGCUGCAGCCCCUCCCGCAGCCGCAGGCCCUGCAGCACCAGCUGCACCAGCUGCAGCGCCUGCACCAGCAGCAGCAGCAGCAGAUGCACACGCAGACAGCACAGCCCCCGAGCCAGACGCCCCAGGCCCUGCCGCACCAGCCGCAGCCCCCACCGCCGCUGUUUGGACACGACCCCGCCGUGGAGAUUCCAGAGGAAGCCUUCUUACUGGGGUGCGUGUUUGCAGUUGCGGAUUACCCGGAGCAGAUGUCUGACAAGCAGCUGCUGGCCACCUGGAAGAGGAUAAUCCAGGCGCACGGAGGUGCCGUGGACCCCACGUUCUCGAGCCGCUGCACACACCUGCUCUGUGAGAGUCAAGUCAGUGGGCUGUUCGCACAGGCGAUAAAGGAGAGGAAGAGGUGCGUCACAGCGCACUGGCUGAACUCGGUCCUGAAGAAGAAGAAGCUGGUGCCGCCCCACCGGGCCCUGCACUUCCCCGUGGCCUUCCCCCCGGGCGGGAAGCCAUGCUCCCAGCACAUUAUUUCUGUGACUGGAUUUGUUGACAGUGACAGGGAUGACCUGAAGUUAAUGGCUUACCUGGCAGGUGCCAAGUACACGGGCUACCUCUGCCGCAGCAACACCGUCCUCAUCUGUAAAGAACCCACCGGUUUAAAGUAUGAGAAAGCCAGAGAGUGGAGGAUCCCGUGCGUGAACGCCCAGUGGCUCGGCGACAUCCUCCUGGGGAGCUUCGAGGCGCUGCGGCAGACGCAGCGAGGCCGCUACACCGCCUUCAGCCUGCAGGACCCCUUCGCCCCGGCGCCGCACCUGGUGGCCACCCUGCUGGAUGCCUGGAGAGUUCCGUUGAAAGUGUCAGCAGAGGUGUUGAUGGGUGUGCGACUGCCUCCCAAGCUGAAGCAGAACGAAGUGACCAGCGUCCAGCCCUCUUCCAAAAGAGCCAGAAUUGAAGACAUACCGCCCCCCACUAAGAAGCUGGCACCAGAGUUGACCCCUUUCGUGCUUUUCACUGGGUUUGAGCCUGUUCAAGUUCAGCAGUAUAUUAAGAAGCUCUACAUUCUUGGCGGGGAGGUCACCGAGUCUGCGCAGAAGUGCACCCACCUCAUCGCCAGCAAGGUGACGCGCACGGUGAAGUUCCUGACGGCCGUGUCCGUGGUGAAGCACAUCGUGACCCCGGAGUGGCUGGAGGAGAGCUUCAGGUGUCAGAAGUUCAUCGACGAGCAGAGCUACCUUCUCCGCGACGCCGAGGCCGAGGUGCUUUUCUCCUUCAGCCUGGAGGAGUCCUUGCGGAGGGCACGCGUGUCUCCGCUCUUCAAGGCAAAAUACUUUUACAUCACUCCUGGAAUCUGCCCGAGUCUUUCGACGAUGAAAGCGAUCGUGGAAUGUGCAGGAGGGAAGGUGCUGUGCAAGCAGCCGUCCUUCCGGAAGCUCCUGGAGCACAAGCAAAACAAGAGUCUGUCGGAAAUAAUUUUAAUAUCCUGUGAAAACGACCUUCACCUGUGUCGAGACUAUUUUGCCAGAGGCAUAGAUGUGCACAACGCGGAGUUUGUUCUCACUGGGGUGCUCACCCAGACGCUGGACUACGAAUCAUAUCCUUUGCGAGACGUUUGGUGCAGGAGCCUCUCGUCACUCUGAGCAGCAGAGCUGCUCCACCCGGGAGGGGAUUAGUGCCAGAGUCGGUGAUAAAAAUGGUCACAGACCCACUGAACUUUUGAAGAUUUUGUUUUUAUACAAUAUGUGCUCUUACAGCGUUCCAGGUUUUUUCUGCCUUCCGUGUUUGUAUCUGAAUGCUCAUUUUGGACCACCUUUACUCUUGGAAGGAGGAAGUGCCGUAAACCUUGUUAGGGUGAUUUGUGGGCGGCGUCUCAGGGCCCUCUUCUUGUGUCCGUAGCCUGAAAGUAGCCUGAUUAAUAACCAUCCACCUGGGACAACGUUAGAGUUGCAGGGGUUGGCGCCUGCCCGUGGAGAUACAGGUGGGGAGCGGUGUGGGGGGUGGGGUGGGGUGGCUUCAGGCACCUGAAGGUCAUUACCUAAAUGCAGGGCCUGUCCUGGAUGUUGUCCCCAGUUCACGCUCUAUUGGACGUUGUUUUCCUCAACAAGGCCACAUAUAAAUUUAACUGACGCACCUGUGCCCGGCGCCCGGGUCGGCCGUGUCAGCUGCCGGUGGAGCGGCCCCUGCUCCCUUCCGUCGCCCUUGUUUUCCAGCUGCUCUCUUCGGGGACAAGCAUUUUAAAGCAGGAAGACAAAUAUAGCAAAUACACUGCAUCUUAUUAAGAUGUGUAAUUUUAUUCUGAGGAAACAUAAAUUAUGUUUUGUACUAUAUGACUUUUAAGAGCCCACAUUAGGUUUUGAUUCAUUUGCUGGGUUUUUAAAUGUUUUCACAACACUGUUAAUGAAACGUCAGCUGCAAAUAAAAUGGUGUAAAUAAAGACCUUGCUAUCCCUAAAUUAUGGAUGUUAAAGAUUUGAGAUGUUUUGUACUUUUAUUUUUAUUUCUUAAACGUUUUUCUUUUAUAUUGAUAUUUUGCCCACAUUUUAAAUAAAUGUACUUUUGAAC